Molecule: messenger RNA, 1044 nt
Organism: Aspergillus caelatus
Lineage: Eukaryota; Fungi; Ascomycota; Eurotiomycetes; Eurotiales; Aspergillaceae
Product: putative PKS-like enzyme
Exons: 3
Coding region: 1-1044 (347 amino acids)
Biological process (GO): secondary metabolite biosynthetic process; fatty acid biosynthetic process
Molecular function (GO): fatty acid synthase activity; 3-oxoacyl-[acyl-carrier-protein] synthase activity
Source: RefSeq, a predicted model, not a curated record
AUGGCUGAUAUCGAUCCGAAAGACGUGCAAGCUCGUCGUCCUCCAAUUGCCAUAGUGGGGAUGGGGAUGAGGUUACCAGGCGGAGUUCGUUCAGCGAAAGACUUCUGGGACAUGCUCGUCGAGAAGAGAACAGGUCACGGCGAGAUUCCCGAAAGUCGAUACAAUGCAAAGUCAUUCUAUGAUCCCAAGAACCCACGGCAAAUUCGCACCCGUCAUGGCUAUUAUCUUCAGGAAGACCCAGCCUAUUUUGAUGCAGACUUUUUCUCGAUAAGUUCUGCCGAUGCUUCAAUGACGGAUCCACAACUGCGUCUCUUACUCGAAGUAAUAUGGGAGUGUCUAGAGAAUGCAGGAGAAACAGACUGGCGUGGUAAAAGCAUAGGAUGCUACGUCGGCACCUUCGGGGAGGAUUGGCUCUCCCUUUCCACGAGAGAAUAUCAACAUGUUAAUCGCUAUUAUGUCCUCGGUACGGGCGCGUUUGCAUUAUCUAACCGUAUCUCGUACGUCUAUGACUUCAAGGGGCCUAGCAUGACGAUCCAAACUGGUUGCUCUGCUUCCCUUAUCGGGUUACAUGAAGCUUGUCAAGCCCUUUAUCUUGGAGAAUGUAGCUCCGCAGUUGUAGCGGGAAUAAAUCUCAUUUUGAGCCCAAGUAUGACCAAAACCAUGUCGGCUAAUAUGGUCAUAUCAGAAAGUGGCAUGUGCCGAAGCUUCGACGAAAGCGCCGAUGGAUACGGGCGCGGAGAAGCGAUCAAUGCAAUCUAUAUCAAACGCUUGGAUGAUGCUAUUCGCAAUAAUGGUCCUAUUCGUGGAAUCAUUCAAGGUACUGCGUCCAACAGUGAUGGAUGGAAGUCAGUAAUUACUGCUCCAGAUCUACUCUCUCAAGAGAGUCUGAUUCGUGCGGCAUAUCGCAAUGCCAACAUUAGCGAUAUAUCCAAGACAGCAUAUUUUGAAUGCCACGGGACAGGAACAGCUACCAAACCCAACGUCGGUCAUUCGGAGGGAGCUUCAGGGGUCACCAGUGUUAUCAAGGCGGUCUUGAGCCUUUAG